AGCAUCUUGGGAUGCUUAGGGUAACCCUGAAGAUGCUUUGUGCUGUGCGAGAGGUCAUCGAGCCGUCCGCGUCCCGACAAGUGUGAGAAUGCUCAAACAGCGUGCAGAGAAGGGGCGAGGUGGUGUCUGUCUGUCUGUCUCUCUCUCUCUCCCUCCCCUCACUCCAGAAAGGUAUGAGGGCCACUUGUUCUGAAAUUAUUCUGAGGCAAGAAUUUUUGAAAGAUGGUUUCCACAGAGACCUUUUAAUAAAAGUGAAAUUUGGAGAGAGCAUUGAGAACUUACAAACCUGCCGGCUCUUAAUUAAACAUUCCAUUCCAUCAGGACUUUUUGUGGAUCCAUAUGAGUUGGCUUCAUUACAAGAGAAAAACAUAACAGAGGCAGUGAUGGUAUCAGAAAGUUUUAAUAUAGAAGCCCCCAACUAUUUGUCCAAAGAAUCUGAAGUCCUCAUUUAUGCCCGGCAAGAUGCACAGUGCAUUGAUUGCUUCCAAGCCCUUUUGCCUGUGCACUACCGCUAUCACCGGCCGCACAGGAAAGAUGGAGACACCCUUAUCGUGGUCAACAACCCUGACUUACUGAUGUACUGUGACCAAGAGUUCCCAAUUUUCAGAUGCUGGGCUCAGUCAGAAAUAGCAGCUCCCUGUGCUUUGAAGAGUGAGGAGACCUGCCAAUGGAGGAACAUGCAGUAUCAACCAAUACUUAAGAAUUUGACCCUACAAGUGCCAGUGGGGCUCACUAUACAUACGUCUUUAGUGUGCUCUGUGACUCUGCUCAUUACGAUCCUGUGUUCCACUUUGAUCCUUGUAGCUGUUUUCAAAUAUGGCCAUUUUUCCCUGUAAGUUUUAUGCAGUUAAAUGUUUCCUAUGAACCUAAUAAAUGAGCCCUAUUCAUUUGUGACAAGAA
Meriones unguiculatus (Mongolian gerbil) is the source of this 900-nucleotide messenger RNA. RefSeq names its product phosphatidylinositol glycan anchor biosynthesis class X (gene Pigx). The transcript has 6 exons. Gene Ontology annotation, biological process: GPI anchor biosynthetic process. The record is from RefSeq and is a predicted model, not a curated record. Gene Ontology annotation, cellular component: endoplasmic reticulum membrane. The coding region runs from base 174 to 836 and encodes 220 amino acids. NCBI's taxonomy places the organism in Eukaryota, Metazoa, Chordata, Mammalia, Rodentia, Muridae.